Messenger RNA from Leptopilina heterotoma, 2306 nucleotides. It is a transcript of the gene Spt-I, whose product is annotated as serine palmitoyltransferase 1. The coding region runs from base 277 to 1689 and encodes 470 amino acids. The record is from RefSeq and is a predicted model, not a curated record. The transcript is spliced from 2 exons. Lineage: Eukaryota; Metazoa; Arthropoda; Insecta; Hymenoptera; Figitidae. Gene Ontology annotation, biological process: sphingosine biosynthetic process; ceramide biosynthetic process. Gene Ontology annotation, cellular component: endoplasmic reticulum. Gene Ontology annotation, molecular function: serine C-palmitoyltransferase activity; pyridoxal phosphate binding.
CUUCUUAUGUGACUAACUUCAAUUUCCUCGUGGUAUUAUUUAUUAAUGUCAUUUAUUUAUCAAGAAAAAGUGAAAUAUCCAAGGCUAAAAUAAACAUAAAAUACUUUUAUCUACAAAUGUUAUCAUUCUAAAAUAGGACAUUUAUAAAGACAAGUAAAAAGAAUUGUUUCAUAAUUAUUAGUUUGUCUUGUCGACUAUAGUAUAACCUCAAAAUUACGUGUAUUGUUGAUAUUUUACAUUUCUUGUUUAAAUCGUUUAAAUAAUUUGUCUGUAAAAAUGAGUGCAAAAUUCAUUCAACUUCAAUCUAUUGAUAUUUUAUCAAAAAUACCAUCGUAUCAUAUAAUUUUACAAGGAUUCAUCUUUCUCUGGGUUGCGUGGUUUAUUUCAAAAAGACGACAGCGAGUGAAUCGAAACCAACCCUCUGAAGAAGAGGUGCAAAGAAAAUUAUCAGAAUGGCGACCCGAACCAUUAGUACCACAAAAUUCGAAAGAUCAUCCCUCGUUAACGCCAAAAAGUGUGACAUCUCUCGCUGGUAAACGAAUGACAAUUGACGGCAAUGAUUGUCUAAAUCUUGCUACACACAAUUAUUUAGGUUUCGUUGGCAAUAAUGAAAUUCAAGAGAAGGCAGUGGCUACUGUACAAAAAUAUGGAGUUGGUUCAUGUGGACCUCGUGGAUUUUAUGGAACAGUUGACGUUCAUCUUGAAUUAGAGGAGCGUUUAGCAAAAUUCAUGAAUAUGGAGGAGGCUGUUGUUUAUUCUUAUGGAUUUAGUACAAUUGCCUCGGCAAUACCGGCAUUUUGUAAACGAAAGGAUUUAGUUUUUGUCGAUGAAAUGGUGAAUUUCUCGAUACAAAAAGGCUUGGACGCAUCACGAUCGAAUGUCAAAUAUUUUAAGCACAAUGACGUGAAGGAUUUGGAGAAACUUCUAAUGGAACAGGAGAAAAUUGAUAAACGAAAUCCAAAGAAAGCGGCGAAUACCCGACGAUUUUUGAUUAUUGAGGGAAUUUAUAUGAAUACAGGUUGCAUUUGUCCAUUGCCAGAACUUGUCGUUCUUUGUAAAAAAUAUAAAUUGAGAAUUUUUAUCGAUGAAUCAAUUUCCUUUGGCACACUUGGAAUUCAUGGACGAGGAGUCACGGAAUAUUAUGACGUUCCCAAGGAGGAUAUUGAUAUGAUAAUGGCAUCUCUGGAAUGGUCCAUUGGUUCAAUUGGUGGAUUUUGCGUGGGCACAUCAUUUAUAAUUGAACAUCACAGAUUAUCGGGACUUGGUUAUUGCUUCUCGGCAUCAUUACCACCACUUUUAACCACGGCAGCAAUUACUUCACUCGACAUAAUGGAGAGAAAUAUUGAAAUUUUCAAACAAUUGAAGCGAAAUUGUUUAUCAUUUGACGAAGGACUAAAGGAAUUGGAGUAUUUUGAAUGUACAAGCUAUGAGAAAUCGCCAGUAAAGCAUUUGCAUUUAAAGGAGAAACGGGAAAUUCUGGAGGAAAUGAAAAUUCUCAAUGAAAUUUCAAAGAGAUGUAUUGACAAUAAUUUGGCAAUUAUCGUACCAGCUUAUCUUGAAGCCGAGAGAGAAAUGCCAAGACCAAGUUUGAGAAUUUGCAUUUCUUCGACAUUAAAUCAGGAGGAUAUUCAAUUUGCCCUUAGGACAUUGAAGAAUUGCUCGGAACAAUUUUUAGGUUUUUAUAAAUAAUUAUUUUUAUUAUUUCAUUUUUUUCUCAACUGUUCUUUGUACUGGUUUCUAUAAUAUUAUUAUAGUUGAAUAACUAUAGUAGUAUUAUGGUAAUUAUCGUACUAUUUUCGUUUCUAUAGUAACUAUGGUAUAAUAAAUAUACUACCAUAGUUUCCAUAUUAACGAUUUUACACAUUUUACCAAAAAGUUAAAAUUUGAAAAUAACUUCGCUUAAAUAGUUCAACUUUUUUAAAACUUGAAAAAAAUUGUAAUUAAGCAUUAUUUGUCUCAAAAUAUUUAAUUUUAAAAAGAUACUUCUUCUGUUGUAAAUAUUUGCUUGAAAAAUAUUUACUUCAUAGAAAUAUUUAAGAAUUACAUAUUUGAUUCAAGUGAUUUCUCUCUUUUUAGUUAUAUUUACAAAGAAAUGAAUUUAAGGAACUUGUGAUUCAAAUAUAGAAGCACAAAAAUUAACAUUUUUAAAAGGACAUAUUUCAGUAUUAAUAGGGCAGAUUAUAUUAUAGAGACUUAUUAUGCAAAGCAAUUAUCAAUAUCGACUGUUGUAAAAUCAAUUUAUGUAUACACAGCUAUGAAAUUUUUUUGUAAAUAGGAUUAGAAUAAAUACUGUUAAUAUUUUCUAA